CCCGCCUCUUCCUUCCUCACGAACACCCCGAGCAACAUGGCGCUGGUGAGGAAUGUCUACAGCUUGCUGUUUAGAAGAACAUCGACUUUCGCCGUCACCAUCAUGGUGGGAGCCGUUUUGUUCGAGCGAGUGUUCGACCAGGGCGGAGAUGCUUUAUUUGAGAGUUUAAAUCGGGGGAAACUGUGGAAACACAUUAAACACAACUAUGAGAAGGAGGAGUGAGCUGAAUGCCAUCUAAUGUUGUCUCUUGAUGGAGCGCCCAGAUACCACCACCACCACGACCACCACCUGGCCAAGAAAUUGGCUUUGGCAGUGUUUAACGUCAUCCGUUGUGGCACUGGGAUCCAGAGAGACUGUUAUGAUCAUCAUGGAAUACUCGGAGCCAUCCAGUUGCUCUGCCUGAAUAUUGCAUCAUAUAUCUUGUAUUCCUUACAUUUUGUAAAUGUAUACUUUAAAUUAAGCCUGUGUUAAUAAAUCAUACAUGAGAAGUUA
Messenger RNA from Ictalurus punctatus (channel catfish), 492 nucleotides. It is a transcript of the gene uqcr10, whose product is annotated as cytochrome b-c1 complex subunit 9. The record is from RefSeq and is a predicted model, not a curated record. Gene Ontology annotation, biological process: mitochondrial electron transport, ubiquinol to cytochrome c. The transcript has 2 exons. NCBI's taxonomy places the organism in Eukaryota, Metazoa, Chordata, Actinopteri, Siluriformes, Ictaluridae. The coding region runs from base 37 to 222 and encodes 61 amino acids.